GCACCGUUGACAAAGGGUGAGGUGGAACCGGACGGAGCCACGUUUUCUAGCUCUGCCCCCGCAAAGUGCUCCAGAGAGCGUUUUUUCUGGGGAUCCGAAGCUGCAGGGCUCCGAUUUUGGAGCCGCCCGUGGAGCCUGCCAAAGGGAGCCUCCCCCCAUACAAGGAGAUAGAUAGCGCCAAUGAUGAUGAAGCCUUCGUAUUGCGUCUGCCUACUUUUCCUGGCCUCCAUCCUCGUGGCCUCGUCGGCCGUCGUCACCGUGUCGCCGAAGGAGACGACAACCCCGGAGAAGGCCUUGACGGCAAGGGCGCCGGCGGCGUUGCAGCCCGACGAGGCUUUCCUCGCCAGCCUCUGCGAGCAGCAGCGCGGGCGGCCCCUCCCGUGGUGCAAGCAGCUGCACGCCAGGCGCCGCCGCGGCGGCGGCGGCGGCGGCUGGCACCACCUGCCGAUGCCGCCCCCCAGCCGCGACGGCGAGGAGAUCGACCCGCGCUACGGCGUGUCCAAGCGGCUCGUGCCGAGCGGGCCCAACAGGCUGCACAACUGAUCGGGCCACGCACGCGCGAGGCCGUUAGUUUUUCUUGCUAGCUACAUUUCCUUUCUUUUUUUCCCCUCUCCCCGAGGAUUCUUGCAUCGCUAGCUUGCAUUGCCAUUGCUUGGAAAGGAUUGACAAUGGAGGAUGAUGCACCUAUGCAACAUACUCGGAUCUUCAUUGUUACAGUAGAUCCAAUAUUAAU
Panicum hallii is the source of this 733-nucleotide messenger RNA. RefSeq lists its product as uncharacterized. The transcript has a single exon. The record is from RefSeq and is a predicted model, not a curated record. The coding region runs from base 181 to 543 and encodes 120 amino acids. NCBI's taxonomy places the organism in Eukaryota, Viridiplantae, Streptophyta, Magnoliopsida, Poales, Poaceae.